UACUUAUUAAAAUUUUCUAAGAACAACAACUAGCGCUAGCCACGAUGACUAAAUCAGUUUAUUUUUGUUUGCUAUUGAUUAGUUUGUGCAUUUUUGAAUCAGAUGCUGCAGCUUGGUUCAAUAGGAAUACGAAAAUUGUUACAAAAUGCGAAGGAAGUAAUUGCCAAAAAUACUGUGACAUUGACAAUCGACUCAUCCUUGUCGGAACAACUUUAAAGACUGAUCAGUGUGAACAAAUCACUUGUGAUGCUGAUUUUUCAAGCUCAUACUACUCAUGUGGUAUUGCAGUUGAUAAAAAUGGAUGCACAUUGACACCAGAUUAUUCUUUCAAGUAUCCAGAGUGUUGUAACAAAAUGAAAUGUGUAACGUAAAGGAAAUAAAAUUGAAAAUAAUUCUAU
Molecule: messenger RNA, 398 nt
Organism: Chironomus riparius
Lineage: Eukaryota; Metazoa; Arthropoda; Insecta; Diptera; Chironomidae
Source: the annotation of a GenBank genome assembly